This is a messenger RNA of Prorocentrum cordatum, 1932 nucleotides long. Lineage: Eukaryota; Dinophyceae; Prorocentrales; Prorocentraceae. The record is from the annotation of a GenBank genome assembly.
AUGACCAACGACAUCCGCUUCACCCGCGUGCCCCGCAAGAGGUGGCCCGAAGGCAGCAUGCGGCCCCUGUACCACUUCGCGCUGGGCUACCCGCGCGUCGUCGCGGCGGAGAGGUCUCCCGAGUAUGCCCCGGUGGCGGGGCAGCUGCCCUCGCGGGUGCUCGGGUACAUCCCGCAGGUGCCUCAGACGUACGGCUACUGGGACACGACCUACGGGGUCCAGAACGAGGUGGGGCUCUCCAUCGGUGAGAGUACUUGCACAGCCAACACUGUUGGCUGGGCGUCGGACGUUCCUCACGGCUACAACAAGGCGGGCAUCGAGGAACUUUCCAAGAUAGCCAUGGAGCGGUGCGAGACGGCGCGCUCGGCGCGAUGCGCGGUGGAGAUCAUGGGCAAGAUUGCGGUGGAAGAAGGGUUCUACAGUGCUGACAGCGGUGAUCCUAACGCCCCUGCGUACGGAGCGUCGUCGGAGUGCCUUGCAGUGGGCGACGCGUCUGGCGGGCUCUGGCUGUUCAACGUUCUCACAGGUGCGAACAAUGCUAGUGCGAUCUGGGCAGCGCAGCGCAUGCCAUCGAACGCGGUCGUUGCCAUCGGGAACUCUUUCACGAUUCGCAAGAUGAACCUUAGUGACCCAGAGAACUUCCUCUACAGCCCUGGUAUCACCAAGCUGGCGGAGGAGAAGGGCUGGUGGAGCCCAAGGGACGAGACAUCUUCGGACGUCUUCGAUUUUUUCGGCGCGUACGGUUACACUCCUGGCUCCCUCGGGGAGAAUAUCACCGCGGACGCCGCCGAGCGCCUGGCGAGCCUGCUCGCGUUCUACAGCGGCAGGCGGAUGUGGCGCGUCUUCAGCCUGCUCAGCCCCGAGGAGGGCGCGAAGCUGGACCCAGACAGGGGCAACCUGCCGCACACGAGGGACCCCUACCCCGCGUGGGUCCCUGCGCCCGCCGGCUCCGUGACGCUCCCCACUACGAGGCGGCGGAUAUGGAUGCAUCCCCGCCUCGCGCCCAUGGUGCUCCACGCGUACCGCGACCACAUGGAGGGGACCCCCUACGACCUCACCAAGGGCAUGGCGGCCGGCCCGCACGGCAACCCGAACAGGGCUCCCUCGGCUCCGGGGGCGCCCGGCGGGCAGUGGGAGCGGGCCAUCUCCAUGUUCCGGACCACGUGGUCGUUCGUCAACGUGGCCAGGCCGGGGGGCAGGAGCGUGGUGUGGUUCGGCUACGACGCGGCGCACGGCACGGCCUACAUCCCGUUUUACGGCGCGGCGACCAGGGGCGGGCCAGAGUGUUACCACAGCCACGACGGCACCAUGGCGAAGUUCAGCUUCAACGUGGCCUGGACGCCGUUCGGCAUGCUCAACUCCUUCUCGGAGGUCAACUUCGGGCUCAUCAACGGGCACGUCCGGGCCCAGGCGGCCCGCCUGGAGGCGGAGGCCAUGCGGCAAGUCGAGGACUGGGAGAAGGAGGCAGACUGGAUCCCGUCGCCAGAGGCCUCGCUCGACUUGCUCACCGCCAGAUCCAACGCCUUCGCGGAAGAGGCUGUAAAGGGCUGGUGGAAGUUCAUGUUUGACACUUUCCUGCGGUUCGGCCACGACAUGGUGACCUUCAACGACUCGGCGACGGGCGUGGACUACUACGGUCAGAGAUACCCUGAUUGGUGGCUGGAGAGCCGCGACGUGGGCUACACCACGUGGUCCAGGCACGGGGACUCCGCCACGCCCGACCUGGGCCCGCCGUCCCUGUCGGCAGCCGCCGCGGGAGGCGGCCUGGGCCUGCCAUCGCAGCGGUCCGCCGCCUCCCCGCCCGCCAUCCUCCUGGCGGUCGCUGGCGCCUGCGCCUCCCUGGCCGCCGUGGCGCACGCGGCGUAUUCCGCCGGCCUCCGGGAGGGCAGGAAAGGUGGCGCGGCCGACGUCCGCGUCGCCCGCACCCGACGC